This is a messenger RNA of Rattus rattus (black rat), 1772 nucleotides long. Its product is annotated as actin-like. The coding region runs from base 91 to 1239 and encodes 382 amino acids. The transcript is spliced from 8 exons. Lineage: Eukaryota; Metazoa; Chordata; Mammalia; Rodentia; Muridae. The record is from RefSeq and is a predicted model, not a curated record.
AGAGAGCUGUCCCGCUGCUGGCACAGGACCCACUGAGAUAAGGGAUGCUGUGGUCUCCCCCCGCAGGUGUGUCCAGGUCACCACAGCACAAUGGACAACACCCCCAUCAUCUGUGACUAUGGCUCUGGCUUCAGUAAGGUGGGCUUUGCAGGAACUCAAGUCCCUCUGGCUGUCUUCCCCACCAUCCUUGGGAAAAUGAAAAAUGCCGGGCUGUCCUGUCCUGCCUGUGUUUUUCAGACCCUGCUAGAGGGGCUGGAAGAAGAAGACUGGUUUAUUGGAGCUGAGGUCCAGAAUAAUAGACCAAAGCUGAACAUACACUACCCCAUCUUCCGGGGAGCUAUCACCAAUUGGGACAAUGUACAGAAGGUUUGGCAUUACUCCUUCUACCACUACCUCCGCAUUGCCCCUGAGCAGCACCCUAUUUUGGUAACAGAUCCACCAUUAGUCACCAAGGAAGCUAGAUCCAAAAUGACUCAGAUCCUAUUUGAAACCUUCAACUUCCCCGCCCUGUACCUGGCUAAUCAAGGAGUCCUCUCCCUUUACGCUUCUGGCAGAACCUCUGGAACAAUUAUUGAAUCUGGAGACGGGAUGACCUACUUUGUGCCCAUCGCUAACGGCUAUCCUUUGCACCUGUCAACCGCCAAGGUGGACACAGCUGGCCAAGACCUGACUAUGUAUCUCAUGAAACUGCUGUCAGACAAUGGGAAUAUGUUAGAAACCACAGUUGACCUUGAGCAUGUCCGAGACCUGAAAGAAAAAUGCUGCUAUGUGGCGCUGGACUACGACAUGGAGAUGUCAAAAACUUCAGAACCCUCCUUCCUGAAGAAAUUCACAUUACCAGAUGGCAAGGAAAUCAGUGUAGGGCAGGAGACUUUCAUGUGCCCAGAGGUGCUCUUCAACCCCAGCCUCGUGGGGAAAAACUACCCAGGGAUCGACAUGCAAGCCCAGCAGAGCAUCACAUCCUGCGAUAAAUCCCACUGGAAGAAUCUUUUCGGUUAUAUCAUACUGUCUGGUGGUACCAGUACCUGUUCAGGCCUACGAUUCCGGCUGCAGAGAGAGAUAGCAAAGCUAGUCUCUCCAGAGCUUUCUGUGAAGGUAGUUACCUCUCCGUAUGCCAAGUAUGGUGCCUGGGUAGGUGCCUCCAUCUUGUGUUCCCUCCCUAUGUUCAAGGACAUGUGGAUCACAAACCAUGAGUAUUUGGAAAUUGGCCCUUCUGUCAUAUGUAGAAGAACCUUCUAAGUGGUGGCUUUCAGGUUCCAUCGCCUGGCCCAACAUCACCAUGCCCAGGCUGAGCCUCAGCCAUACUGAGCAGGGCAUAAUCAAGAAAAGCUCAUAGCAAGGCCCCCUUUCUCCCGAAGGACAGUAAAAGUAUGUGACAAGGGCUGACUCCGCCUGGUGUCUGAGUGUCCCCUGUAGCAUCCCAAUGGAGCAGGUGCUGAUUCUUCUGGUGUAUUGGACAGGAGAAGUCAGCAGUGCUGCAUAACAAGCAACCCCAGUUCCCAGUGCCACAAAGUGUGGUUUGCCAGUCGCCCUGCUGCCUGCACCCUGAAUGACAGGUCAUCACCCUCACUUGGGACCUUCUGGUAUAGCAAACAUCAAGUGCAACAUUGUCACUCAUUGUGAGUCUCGUAGUGCCAUUUUUGUGUUGCUAUAACAGAAUACUUGGGAAUCUAUAGAGAACAAGGGUUUAUUUAGCUCACAGAUUCAGGAACAGGACACUGGCCUCUGUGAAGGUCAUGUUGCCUUAUUAAAGCAUGGUGCAGAGUGCUGUA